GUCGCGAUUGCAGUGUGGAUCAAUACUCUUUGAAACGGAGGAGCUCCGUGUGCGCUUUUUUUUGGCUUUAAACACUGAAAUAGAGAAUCUCAUUUUCCCCCAAUGUCUAUGGGUGUGCGUGUAUGUGUGUGUAUUUGAUUGAAAAGGAAGAAAAUGCUCUGCCACUUUUUCGGGGGUAGACAUGAUUGUCCUUCAUCGGUUAGAGAAAUGUGAAGGAAUUUUACACAAAAAAAUCCAAGGAAUCCCAAAAAGAAAAAAUCACAGUGCAAUUGUUUAAACAAAUGAAAAAGUGAAAAAGGUUAAUAAUACCAAAUCAAUGAAAAAGGAUAGCAAGUAUAUGAAACCCAAGGAUUUAAGUGCUUGAAAAAAUAUUAUGUAAAUUUGCUACCAAACAAUAUGAAAAGAAAAUCGCGCAAAAUUUACUAUAACCAACAAAGUUGUGUUGUUGCCAUCAAAUAACAAAAUAACAGUACCACCAAAGCAACAACAACAGCAAAAACGUCAACUACAAUACAAACAAAAUGUUCACGGGAAACAAGGCAAGCCGUUAAACUGACAGCAUAAAAGAGAGAAACAACAACAGUAAGCGAAUCACGAAAGCAAUUUGAUCAAAUUGAAGGCAAAAACGAAAACAACCAUAAAACGGUAAUUUAACUACAAAAAUAAAACAAAUGGUCAUGAGACCAUGUUAGCCAUUUAAUAGAACAAAAACAAAAAAAAAAUACAACCCGAGACAGGAGCAUUAAAAAGUAAAUAAUUCGAAGGGAAUUAAAUGAAUGGUUUUUCAUUUGAUUCGAAUCUAAAAUUGCAGUGCAUGCAUGUCCUCCUAGGCCAAUCACAAUUAUAGUGCAGACAAUAAAAACGACACCAACAACAAAAACAUUAGAAACUGGAACAUGAAAUGUAAAUACAAAACCCACUAAAGCAAAAGGAAGGCUACAUAGAAGCUCCACCGCUGCCUUCAGCACUACCGCCAUCACCACCACGAAUCGUUAAAUCACACAAAAUCAUUAUUCCCGAUUUACAAUUCGAUUCAGCAGUCACUUCAAUUUGUUGCUAAGCUGCUUGCGGUGUGGUUUGCUUCCAACAAGGCUCGAAACACGCAAACAACCGUGCGGGAGGAGUAGUAAAGGCCUUUAGGGUUGUCUCCCCACACAAGAGACGCCAGAGGCCAAUCAAAUAUCAUCGUAGCAAAAUUCCCCCAAAACAUAUCAGAAGAUACCAAUCAACUUCUAUUUAACCCUGCCUAGAGUUCCAACAAAAAAAAAAAAAAAUAAAAUAAAUAAAAACUAUCUAAAUUACCUAUGCACCCAAUAUAAAUAGAAGUUAAACUCAACAUCAACAACAACAGAGUGGGAAAGAAGGUAGCGGGUAAAAACGAUUUCCCUUGAAGUACAGCAGCAAAAUGGUGGCAAGCGAGGUAAAGCCAUCCGUUGUUUUUCCAGUCGUCGAACGAGGUCACAGAAACCAAUCAAGAAGAAAAGCAGCGCUAUUAGGGCCACCAUCAGCAGAACCAUCAUCGAAAGUCACAAUCAUCAGCAAUACAUCAACAGCAACAGCCAUCCAAAUGACAUCGACUUCGACAUCUACAUCCACAUCCCUGGUGUCGUUGCCUUCAUUGCCAUUAGCAUUACAUUCGCCCAUCGACAGCAGCUUCAGCAUAAGCAACAGCAAAUCAACAAUUCCAAAGUCUUCAUCACCCGUUUCGUGUAAUCCAUUAUCAAAACAAGAUAACAACAGGCCUCAGAGUCUAAGCCACAAAAUUGACACCAACAGCACUACCACCACGACGAAUAGUUUUGACCGCUGCCGUGUUAGUUGCAGUUCUUUUAAUCGCCUGCAAUCCCUAUUCAUGAUUUCUCUGUUGGCCUUAAUCCUGUCCUGCUGUUGUUUAACAACAUCGGCCGCCUUUCAGUUGGAUGGUUCGCAGAGUUCGUUUGCCCAAUUUCGCAAAUGGUAUGUCGGCCUUAAUGGUUCACUCGAAUUGGAAUUUAAAACUGAGCAACCCAAUGGUCUGGUCUUGUAUUCGGAUGAUGGUGGCACCUAUGAUUUCUUCGAAUUGAAACUGGUCGAGGGCGCUCUACGGCUGCGAUAUAAUUUGGGUGGUGGAGCUCAGAUUAUAACAGUGGGUCGUGAUCUCCAUGACGGUCAUUGGCACAAAGUUCAGGUUAUACGAAAUGAUGAACAGACCUCAUUAAUUGUCGAUGGCGUCUCCCAGAGUCGCACCACCAAGGGCAAAGAGUUUCAAUUCGGAAAAUUCGCCACGAAUUCCGAUGUGUACGUUGGUGGCAUGCCCAAUUGGUAUAGCACCAAGUUAGCAUUGCUUGCACUGCCCAGUGUUAUAUUCGAGCCAAGAUUUCGUGGAUCCAUAAGAAAUCUUGUUUAUGCCGAUCAACCGGGUGGUCAAACGCGUCGCCAAGAGAUGAAACAGCCACGCGACAUCAAGUGUGGCGAUGGACCCUGCGACCAUGGCGAAAUGCCCAAAGAGAAGGUGACACGAAAUUUGCGUGGCAGCAAUACCACCGACGCGUGUGAGCGACACGACCCCUGCCAGCACGGUGGCAUAUGUAUAUCAACUGAUUCCGGCCCCAUCUGCGAGUGCAGAAAUCUAGAGUACGAUGGACAAUAUUGUGAAAAAGAAAAGGCCCCCUCAGAGGCGACUUUUCGCGGUACACAGUUCCUCUCAUAUGAUCUUGGUCAAACCGGUGCUGAACCUAUUGUCAGUGCCCAAGAUGCCAUUACAUUGUAUUUUCGCACCCGGCAACCAAAUGGUCUACUUUUUUAUACAGGACACGGCACUGAUUACUUAAAUUUGGCUUUGCGUGAUGGUGGCGUUUCCUUGACCAUGGGCUUGGCCAACGGCAAGCAGGAAAUGCACAUUAAACCCUCCAAAGUACGCUUCGAUGAUCAUCAAUGGCACAAGGUUACCGUGCACAGACGUAUCCAGGAGAUUUCAUCCAUUACCAGCUUUUGUCGUCUUGUCACUGUUGUCGACGAUGUCUAUACGGACCACUCACACAUCGCUGGAAAAUUCACAAUGCUCUCCUCAUCCCGUGUCUAUGUGGGUGGUGCUGUAAACCCACGAGCCUUACUAGGUGCCAGAGUUCAUAACAACUUUGUUGGAUGUCUGAGAAAGGUUGAAUUCUCUGCUGAUACGUUGCUGUUAAACCUCAUCGAUUUGGCCAAGAGUGGUUCGAAACUUAUACAAGUGGCUGGUAAUGUGGAGUAUCAAUGCCCUAUAGGCGAUCCGCAGGAUCCGGUGACGUUCACCACCAGGGAAUCACAUUUGGUUUUGCCGCCCUGGGAAACGGGCAAACAAAGCUCCAUAGGAUUUAAGUUCCGCACCAAAGAACCCAAUGGUUUGAUUAUAAUGGCGACAGGCUCCAAGCAACCCAGAUCGAAAAAUCCUGUUUUAUUUGCUAUCGAAUUGCUGAAUGGUCACAUUUACAUUCACUUGGAUUUGGGUUCUGGCGCUGCCAAAGUUCGUGGCUCUCGCCGCCGAGUAGAUGAUGGCGAUUGGCAUGAUUUCAUUUUGAGACGUAAUGGCCGUGAUGCAAAAGUCAGUGUCGACGGGGUAUGGAAUGAUUUCCGCACUCCGGGAGAAGGCACUAUUUUGGAAUUGGAUGGCCAUAUGUAUGUGGGCGGUACGGGGCCCGCCUAUGCCAGUGCCAAUUGGCCGCCAGCUAUUUGGACGGCGACAUUGCGUCAGGGUUUCGUGGGCUGUUUAAGGGACUUGGUGUUGAGUGGCAAGCCAAUCGACAUAGCAGCAUUUGCCAGGCUACAGGAUUCCGCUUCAGUUAAACCAUCGUGCCAUGUACAAGCCAAUGUUUGUGCUGGCAACCCUUGCUUGAAUGGCGGAACUUGCGUCGAAGGCUGGAAUAGACCUAUCUGUGAUUGUACUUCAACCUUGUACUAUGGGCCCACAUGCGGACGCGAAUCGGCCACGUUGGUUUUCAAUGGUACUCAACACAUGACCGUAUGGCUGGGCAAUGGUCAGGGGACCAAAACACAAACGGAGGAGUUAUUGCUACGCUUUAAAACUGGGAGACCAACUGGCCUCCUGCUAAUGACCAGCGCCGAAUCGAACUCGCCAGAUAGGCUGGAAAUAGCCUUGGUCGCCGGACGUAUACGUGCCAGUGUUAGACUGAGCGAUCGGGAAAAGAAUCUUUUGGCCGGUCAAUCGGUUUUGAAUGACAACAACUGGCACACCAUACGUUUCUCGAGGCGUGCCUCGAAUCUGCGUCUACAAGUUGACGGGGCUCCCCCUGUCAGGGGUAUGUUAUCGGAGACCAUCUUGGGACGCCACAGUACCAUUGAGAUACGUUCGAUACACUUGGGCGGCCUAUUUCAUGCCGAAGAAGAGAUUCAAAUGACCUCAACCAUGCCGAAUUUUAUUGGACAAAUGCAAGGAUUCAUAUUCAAUGGCCAAAGAUACAUCGAUAUUGUUAAAAGUUUGGGUCCGGAACUUUCGGCAUUACCUAGCGCCACCUUUAAACUAACUGCCCGAUUCGUCAACUCCCCACCAGGAAAUCCAUAUCAUGCCGCCACGUUCCGUUCCAAACACUCCUAUGUGGGACUGCCAAUGCUGAAAGCAUAUUCGACCAUAUCAGUAGAUUUCCGCUUUAAAACCGUAGAGCCCAAUGGACUUUUACUUUACAAUGGAGGCCGGCGCAAUGAUUUUGUUGCUGUCGAAUUGGUCAAUGGUCACAUUCAUUAUACGUUCGAUUUGGGCGAUGGCCCCAUAACGAUGCGCGACAAGACCCGCAUCCAUAUGAACGACAAUCGGUGGCAUCAAGUCAGCAUAAGGAGACCUGGUCCGAAGACGCAUACGUUGGCCGUAGACGAUUCCUUUGAAAUUAUUACGCUCUCGGGCAACAGUAUGCACCUGGAGUUGUCGGGCAUUCUGUAUAUAGGUGGUGUUUUCAAGGAUAUGUACUCGAAGUUGCCGGCAUCGAUAUCAUCUAGAUCCGGCUUUGAGGGUUGUAUUUCUUCACUCGAUCUGGGCGACACAUCACCAUCACUGACAAAUGACGCUGUAGUACCGAGCUCGCUUGUUGUGUCCGGUUGCGAGGGCCCAACAAAAUGUAGCCAAAAUGCAUGUGCGAACAGAGGCGUUUGUGUGCAGCAGUGGAAUGCGUAUGCCUGCGAGUGUGAUAUGACUUCGUAUACAGGACCAACUUGUUACGAUGAAUCAAUUGCCUAUGAAUUCGGCAAUAACAAGGGCAUUAUCCAAUAUACUUUCCCUGAAAAUGCCCAGGCGGAUACGGAGGAGGACAAUAUAGCUUUGGGUUUCAUAACCACCAAGUCUGACGCUGUGUUGUUGCGUAUUGAGAGUGCUACCACCCAGGAUUACAUGGAAUUGGAAAUAGUCGAGGGCAACAUUUUCAUGUGCUACAAUGUGGGCACCAGAGAUUUGCCCUUGGGAGAGAUUGGCACCAAGGUCAAUGAUAAUACCUAUCAUGUGGUACGAUUCAGUAGAAAAGGAGGAAAUGCGACACUACAACUGGAUGAUUACAAUGUUCAAACCUUAACACCCCAAGUCCAUCAGUCGACGGUUUUCAAUACAAUCUCCAAUAUACAAGUCGGAGGAAAAUUCAGUCGGUCGGGACGUUCUCGCAUCGAACGCCCCUUUGCGGGUGUCAUUGCCGGCCUCACGGUGAACAAAUUGCGCGUCUUGGAUCUGGCUGUGGAGCGUGACCCCCACAUAACCAUACGUGGAGAUGUUCAAUUGGUAACUGGAGUAUUAGAUAGAAAUGAUCUGCAAAGAAUGCAGCAGACACCGGCCAGUGGCUAUCCGGGAGCUAUUGACGAUUUGAUCUUCUCUGGCGCUGGUUCAGGUUGCCGCGAUGAUGACGAGGACGAGUGCACUCCACCCUUCGAGUCAAGUGGCGAUGACCUCAUUACCCCCGUCUAUGUGCCACCCACCAAACAGACAACAAUGCCACAAAAUGUCAGCACGGACAAAACGAACGGCACAGAGCGUGCCUGUGACGAUGAGGACUGUAUACACGGCUCUGGAGAUUAUGGCGAGACCACAGAACAGUUCACUUCAACGAGCACAGCCAAGGGCGCAGAGACCCACAGCGAUGUGACCACCGACAGCGUAACCCGACGUCAGGAUUCGACAACAGAACAGCAGACUACCACCACAAUCAGUCAGACAACGCCACAACAAACGACAGCUCUAAGCACUGUGGUGACCACAAGCCAGACUUCACCACCAACAACAGUGUUGACAACCUCGACGCAACGCACAACAAGUACCAGCACAACAACAAUGGCCACAACAACCACCACCACAACGGCAGCUACACCCACGCCUGAGAUACGGACAACGGCCACCGAAAGAGAUACCACCACAUACGACGUUGUGCAUGUCUUUAAGUCUGAUGACAAAAGUGAAAACUCGAAUAUGGUCUAUCCACAAAUACCUGAGGAUCGUCUGCCUCCUCCUCCACCCCCACCCAUACACGAUACCGAGGGCGGUUUGCCCUAUUUCCCCCUGCCGCCACAAACACCGCCAUAUGGCAACAACAACUAUCGACCCAAGGGCAAAGGCGGCCGUAUCAAUUCCAUCGAGGAGGAGCGCACAGCCAUGAUCAUUGGCAUAGUGGCCGGUAUCCUGAUUGCUGUAAUUUUAGUUAUUUUACUGGUUUUAUGGUUAAAAUCCAAUGGGGAUCGUAACUAUAAAACUGCUGGUGAAAAAACUAUUUACGGUACCCACAAUCCUAAUGCCUCACUACUGGGCAAUACGAGCACCAAUGGCUCCUAUCACCAACAGCGACAGCAGUCGUCCAGCAAUCACCUGCAAACGACGCAGGACACCCGUUCACGUUCUCACUCUGGCAUUGCCAUGCGCAACAAUGGCAACGCCGACAUGUGCGGACGAUCGCAGCCGAUGCGAGUCGAACGUGUCUAUCACGAUUCGACGGACCAUAGCGAAGGCGAAGAUCGUCCCGGUCUGGUGAAAACGAAAAAACGCGAUUCCAAAGAUGUCAAAGAGUGGUAUGUGUAAAUGGACCACUGCCCCGACGGUUAGUCCCACCUAUAACUCUUUUCUUUGGAAUGCCGGGAGGGAAGGCGAGUGUAAACGAACGUCAAAUUAGCAAUAAAAAUAAAACACAAUAGAUACAAAACUAGCAAAAAAGAAGUAUAGAUAUGAAAUGAAGCGAUAGCGAUAACGAUAACCCAAAAAAAGUAAAUGUGUCCUUGUUGUCCAAUUACUAGUCAAUAACAUUCGGUUCAGGUAGGGUCGGGUCGGGUCGGGUCGGGUCGGGUGUAUACAUAUUUAGCGCAAUACAUAAGCAAACAAACGAGAAGAUAAGUGAAAAGAGAUGAAACGUACUCACACAUACCUAGCCUAGUUGAUUUAGGACGGCCUUGGCCAAAGCUCUAAAAUAAUAAAAAAUAUUAAAACACAUCUAUGCAAGAAAAAGAUAUUUAAAACUAAAUGGAUAACAAGCAAACAUCAGUUAAUGUACAAAUAACUCAUUAAGAUGCAAUGAAAAUGAUAAUAAUUGGAAAGCAUUUCAUCAAGGCAGCCAGUCCAGUGGGAGGGCGAAUUGUAGAGGCUUUAAAAUCUUUAUGGGGCAAAGAUCAUACUAGAGCUUAAAUUACGGCAUUUAUGUAAACUGAGUGUGACUUGUGACUUAAAAAUCGGCUUGUUUGCUUUUGUUUACUAAAAUUUAGUAAAAUUGAGUUCAAUUUAAAUUAGAGAUUAUUAGGCCUACAAUAAAUUAGUAAUAGAUUUGUUUUUCGUUUGCCAAAGUUGUGGAAGUACAACACCCGGGAAUAGCCCUGACAUUGGAUAUUGUCUUUUUGUUUUUGAGUUGGCAACUCUGUUAGCUCUCUCUUUUUCACUGCUGGUUUGAUGAGAUGUUUUCCAAAAAACCUCCCUUCAAAUAUUUUCCGUUUGUUAAUGUAACAAAGAAAAAAGAGAAAAAGAAUUUUAAUCAAUCAUAUGCAAAAACAACCAAACUAUUCUUAAUAUCAAAGAACCAGUAAUUAAAAAAAAAAAAAAACAACCAAAAACAACAGUUAAACAUACAGACAAAUAUAGACCACAAGCUAAUAACGGGGAGAUGGAAAUCCAGAGAAGAGUUUUAACAGUGUAUCCGUGUCAUGAAUGUAAGAUGGAUUUAUUGGACAUUUUAAAGGCUUUUACACACUGAGAGCUUUAUUUCUCAAUGUCCCGUUAACAAAUGCCGUCCUCAUAAGAACGAUCAGCUGACAAACACACAUUGUAAUCGAUUACAAUGUAGUCCAUGUUUAUCUCGAACGAGGCCUCAAGUCAAGUCUGUGAUUUUCAAGAUUUCUUCCCGAGUAUGCAUUUGUACACCAGUUCAAAUAGGAGAAGGGCUAGUAUAUAAUCAUUUUCUAAUAUGAGUUGAUACACUCAGAGAAAAUAGUUUGCUGAUAUCAUCAAAUACUGCAUGCUGACUUUUAAUUAAAAAUGUUAAACUUUUUAAUGAAGAAAAUUAUCCAAUUCUAGAGUGUCGGAAUAUAUAUUCGCUAUACGUUUGCCGUUAACGUUAAAAUAUAAAAAUGUUAAAAUAAGUAUUUCUGAAAAUUGUUGGCUACUUUCAACUUUUGCCAUCGGAGAACAGCAGAGAAUAUUUGCUGUGUUAGCAAAAAAUUACACCUGUCCCAUUUUAGCAGAUUUACUGUGAUUUACUCAAAUUUCUCUUUUUUUUCACCAACAAAUUUCUCUGGGUGUACUGUCCGUCUGUUGCAUUUACUGUCCGAUUACCAGCAGAUUUUGAACAUGCACCAACAAGAACGUUGUUGAUAUUUUAUAUUGCCAAUUUUGGUACGAUCUUUGCUAAUUUUCGAAGUACAUAUAUGUUUUAACUGAUGUCCGAACGCUUGUGCAGGUUUUUUCAAAAUCUUCUCAAGAUUCAAUUCUCAAUACGUUAGCAAAAUUUUUUGGUGUUUUUGGCAACGAGGGCAAAGCGAACUUGCAUUCUCCCAGAUUUUAAAGCCUCUGGCACAUGUAAGUCAGUCUGUUCUGCACCUGCCUCGAAUAUCUCCAAUGUCUGAUGCCCAUAGAGGGGGUAUCUGUAGCUAUUUGCGACAAGCAAAGGCAAAUGCAGGUUUAAGAAGCCGCUUACACCACUGUAGUCACACAGACUUUUUGCUUACUAAUGUUAUCUCCCUUCAAAAUACUUGCAUAGUAUACUCAUCCUUUUCGAACUGUCCCAGGACCUAACCUACGGUGUUAGAAUGGUGGCAAUUCGUCACCUCGAGCGAAAAACCCGUCUUCCUUGUAAGGCGACGAGAACUGGGACCGGGUUUAAGACCUGUUCCAUUUCCCUUAGGGAAGGAAACACUAAAGAUACGAAUCCAUUUCUAACUCUAUCCGAUUUCCUCUCCACCCUGUUGUAAUGAAAAAGAAAACCACUUUACUUACAUUUAAUGUACUAAAACCAAAGGAUAAAAUGAUUACUUUAAAUAGCUUUUAGGCUUCAAAAUCCCUUUCCCAAAAGCAAAUGAAAUACACGAACACAAUCACUCACUCUAACACUUACACUCACACUGAUUAAAUCAAAUCGUUACUAGAAGGAAGUUAAAGGCGAAGACGAAGCAGAGCGAAAAAGAAAAACCACUUCUCGAUUGUUAGGCGUGCGUAAGAAAUCCCUCAGAUAUACCAAAUAAAGGAAGAACUAGGAGUAAUUUAAGAUUCUGUGCCAUAGUAAUUUAAGAAAACGAACCUAUGUUUGGACUCGAUCAAUUGAAUUUAGUUUUUAGGGUUUUUUGUUGGUAUGUUUAUUUUGUUCUUAAUAACCCCACUAAACAAUGCAAGUGUAUGUAUGAAUGAACGAAUGUAGAUAACGAGCGAUUAGUUAGAUGAUGAUGAUGACGAUAAUGUAUUAUACAACUGAUAAUGAACCUUAGCUCUCCCACAAACCCCCCCUUAUUCCACAACACCAACAACUGAAAUGCUUUAAACUCACAAAUUAAUUGUACACAUAAUCUCGGACUCAAAGCAUUCUCUCUCAUACUCGCUGAUUUCUAUAGACCCCUUGACUUGCGUUACAUUACUUCACCAUGUACGUUACGUUGGGAAUAAGUGACAAUAGAAAAACGAAUAAUUGCUGGUGGCAAGCCAGCCGAAAAAGAAAUGCCGUUGGAGAGAAACAAAUGUAAAAUAUUAUUGUGUGCAAUGCAAAUGUAACCCCUCCCCCCAUAUGAGAUAUGUAAUGUUUUAGAUAAUUAGGGCAAUUUUUUGUAAGGAAAUGACAAAAAAAAAUUAAAAUAUAAUGCGUAACAUGAGAAAUGGACAUUUGUUAAUUGUUUUUCCGUUUAUUGUUAGGAAAUAAAACCGAAGGCAGAGGAAGAGAAGAGAAAGUGGUUUUCUUUGGAAUAAAGGAAAAUGAACUUUUUUUGGAAAUUAACAGACAGAACACACUCACACACAUACACACACAUACAAAGAUAUUUAUCAAAACUAAGAUAGGAUUUAUGGAAACUUAAAUUAAUGCUAAAAAUACUCCCCCUCCCAAAUUAAAACUCAGCUAAUACCUACAUACUUAACACCCAUGUACCACAUACACAUGCACACUUAUACGAUCAAUUUUUAUGAAAUUGAUGAAAAAACCUUGCCAUUAUGAUGAUGAUAUUCAUUUCUCUUGACUUUACAAAUCCCCGUUCUUGUAAAAUUUACUAUAUUAAAAAAAGGUGCUGUAAUCUAUAAAAGAAGAAAAAGAAUUAAACUGGCGAAAGCCACAAAUUACAACUAAUUCAACAAAAACAAAACGAAUACUCUUUCAAUGUAUUAAACAAAACAAAUCCUAUUAUUAACUUUCAUUCAACUUCUCAAAUUUAUUAUACCAAGGAAAAAAAACAAAAAAUAUUUAAGAACAUGUAUACAUACAAUACAAUAUACAAUACAUACACACAGAAAACACAGCCACACACCCACAUAU
Stomoxys calcitrans (stable fly) is the source of this 10925-nucleotide messenger RNA. Its product is annotated as neurexin-1. The transcript has 16 exons. NCBI's taxonomy places the organism in Eukaryota, Metazoa, Arthropoda, Insecta, Diptera, Muscidae. The coding region runs from base 1406 to 7015 and encodes 1869 amino acids. The record is from RefSeq and is a predicted model, not a curated record.